This is a messenger RNA of Paramuricea clavata, 4983 nucleotides long. The record is from the annotation of a GenBank genome assembly. NCBI's taxonomy places the organism in Eukaryota, Metazoa, Cnidaria, Anthozoa, Malacalcyonacea, Plexauridae.
CCCUGCUCUCUUGAACUGUAUAAAUUUAUCUUAGAAUAUUAAUGACAAGGUACAAGUGCUGGGAUUCUUUGUGUGUUUCAAAAAGUGUGGUCCAUUGAAUUGAUUGAAAGGAAAUGUGUAAUGACGCAUAUAUAAUUUAUACAAAAUAGCCUUGAAUGUCUCAAAAUGGCAAAACGAAGAAUGGAAUUUUAUAUCCUAAUUUGUUACUUCAUAAAAUCAAGUGCGGUGUAUUCAACGGAAGAAAAUAAAUUUCCAAAAGGUCACCAAGAACAACUAGGUUCUCAUCAGCAACAGGAAGGAAAUGUUGAAGAAUUAUGGACAAUGCCAAGUGCAAGUGUAUUUUAUGAUAAUUAUGUUGUCAAGUCGAAACCUGUGAUAUUCAAAGGUGCAGCAAAGGAAAGCGAUGCAUUUCAAUUAUGGACAGAUAGUUAUUUAUGGUGGGUUAUAUUUAUGGCACAGCUAGAAGCAUUAAGCAUGCCCCCCCCCCCACUUUUUUGCCAUUUAUUAAAAGAAAAAAGGUAUUAAAUUGAUAUUGUUAAAAUAAUCUGACCACAAUAGGCUCAAUUCAUUCGUAUCCCCCCCUUCCAAACACACUCUGCACAGUUAAUACAUGGGAAUCCCCCCCACAAACACACACACACAAAUUAAACUGCUGAUAAUUUCUUUAAAUGGUAGCUGAACAACUAUGUAACAGACAAUAUAAUUUUACAACAUAGAAAUCUUUGGUACUUUAUGCUAUAAAGAAAUUUGCAUGAAAAUUGAGAUUUGCAGCAAUAGAAUUGAUAAUAAAGUGGCAACCUACCACCCCACCCAUUCACUCAAGAAACAUGUCAUAAAAUCUCAACCAUUACAUACUUGUUUCCAGUUUGCCUUUUCCAUUUCUAAAAGUGAAAAAUUUGGCGAUGUUGAAGUAAAUGUGGACUAUGGAAAGAAAGAAAACAGAGAAAGACCAGCAGACACUAUGACGUUAAGAGAGUUCUUAAAGGUCUACAACAAAACAGAUCGAUAUUUGGUUGACUCAUUGCCAGAUGCACUUCAAUCUGAAUUUCAAUUACCACAAUGUAUUCUGUGUGGUGGAUUUACCAACAGACUAACAGUAAAUAUAUCACUAAUAAAAAUAUAUGUCUGAGAGCUUAAUUACUUGCACUCAGACAACAAUCCAGUCUUAUGGAUUGAAUAUUUUACCAAUAAAAUAAAUGCGGUAUUUCCACAAAAGAAUAAUGUUAAUUAUGAUCGAUACACUUUUGGCUUUACAGAAAUUGGUAAGGCAACUUUUCCAUAUUUCUAGGACUCCGUUCUUUGGUUCAGUAGUGGUGGUACAAAAUCAUUCUUACAUAUUGAUAAUGUUGAGAAUAUCAACUGUCUAAUAUCUGGUCAAAAGGAAUGGUUCUUUGUUGAUAAGGUGAAUUUGUAUUAUGAUCAUCACUGCCACCAUUGCCUGUGCAGUUACUGCCACUAUAUAUCCUUAUAACCAUUAUUAUCACCACCACCACUAUCACCUGACAACCAUUAUUACCACAACCAUCUUCAUGAUCUCCUUCACCACCACCAUUACCAUCAUCAUCACCAUCUCCAUUUUCUCUUCCAUUAUCUACUAUAAUAAACCAUGACAAUAUCACCAUAACAAUAUCACAUAUUACAGGAGAACAGUAAGAAGAUUGAGAUAGAUCAUGGUGAAGGCGAAUAUUGUGGAGUAGAUGUUGAUAAAGUUGACAUGGUAAAAUAUCCAAGUCUACAGGUCAUACCAUGGUGGUCAGCUCAUAUGGUUGCUGGUGAUUGUAUGUAUGUACCAUUUGGGUAAGUCGGGCACUCCAAAGCUACCAGCAGGUACUGCUUGCAGGCCACGUGUUACAACGUAAGGGGCAUCACGCUAGGUCGCUAACCACAUCAUGCUUCCUACAGCACUUUCUACCAUUCUAAACUUAACCCAUUAAGAUGCAUAGCUUCCCCAUUGACGAGUAAAAUUAUCUGGCGUUAGACAAGUAAAAAAAAUAAGUAGGGCGCACUGGGACGCAUUGCAGCUCAAUGGGUUAGCUAGAGAAAUUGUCAGAUUUUUUGGUUAAUAAAUAAAGUUUCUCUGUUGUCUCUGUAGUUGGGCGCACCAAGUGCGUUCGUACUCGCGAAAUAUUGCUGUGAAUAUAUGGUGGGCGGUGAUGAGAAGUUUUAACCAUUCAGACUGUCAGCGUUCUUCUGGUAUGUUUAACAUAAACAUCAAAUUUUCACACAACAGAAUAAGUUCAGAACAAUGAAAUUGCUUCGACGCCUUCGCUGUUUAGCAAACCUCCGUAAUUAGAGGACGUCUCCUAAACAGUUGUAAUACUAGCUCACUCACUUGUCGUAUUGUAUUGUUUACAUAUUUAUACGUUUCCGUAUAGAGAAAAAGCUCAAAAGAAAAUCAUUGAGUGAAUUUGAGUAUACACAUGGCGAGCAAAUAAGGUACAUUGUAUUGAAAAUCGGUUUGACUGACAGGCCAUGAUAGUCUGUGACAAUUAAACAAUAAAAAAUAAAACUAUGUCUUCAUAUUAGGUUUCUGAUAUUGAACUUACUGGAAGAACACGGUGGCAAACUAACUUAUGAUAUCAUGCAUAAAAUGAUGCGAGUAAGUCUGGUUAACUUUUCGUCAAUUUAUCAUGACAAUUUAUUCCUACGAUGACUGUUAUAUAUACUUUUAACUUUUCUAGCACGAACAUGAUGGAAAACAUCUUGUGAAUGAAGAGGUAGGGCGCAGAGUUCCUCUGUUUGUGUGCAGAAGGCUUUGCAAAUGAAGAAAUUAAAUAUGGGCACGAUGUCCUCAUACAGUAAUUACCAUUACUAGAGCUAGAAUAGACCGCUAUUCUAGCAAGUUCGUAUAUCGAUUAUCCGGAUAGCAGUAGGUCGAGCAGGAAACAUAAAUCAUUCCCCCAUCAUUUUCGUAUUGUAUGUUACAGAGUUUUGCGCUACUGGAUCAAAACAAAGAUAACAUCCUUGUUGUUGAAGAAGUUGAAACUUGCGAUCCAGAAAUUAUCGAGAUUGCUUUGCAGAGAACACCACCAGGAGAAGUAUGGAUUUUAUUUCGUCUUAUAGACUGGAUAACAGGGUGUUUGUGAAAAUGGUUAAUCUCAGAAGCCCCGAAUUCUGCUUUUUAAGUCUGUAACGUAAUAUAGACUGUUUAUAUAGUUACAUUUGGGGUUUGUUAAUUCGACACUUCCCUCAAGCUCCAAAACUCAAUUUAAGAAUACAUUCACCACGGACUGUCCAUUUUGGAACUGGACGGAAUAGGAGGCCCAAAUAGGAUGAUCCCAGGUUUUAAGGAAAUGGCGAAGUAUAAGAAAUGGGACGUCAAAAGUUAAGUGAAAGUAUUUCUGACAUUUUCAGAUCAACAUCAGAGGCAUGGCGCAAAGUAGAGACCCGAAACUUAUUGGAAUUUUAAAGAGAAUAGAGAAACAAGAACCUUACAUUGAAGAGUUUCUACUGAGAAUUCACAAAACUACAGACGAUAUCAGAAGUUUCUUAGAAACUUAUAGUGAAAAACUGCAUAUUGAGAUAAGGGAAUAUUUACAACAAAUACUCGACGAACAUGGUCAACCUACGGACCGACCUCGCGAGGAAUUGUAGACAUGGUGGUGAUGUUCAGUAUCGAAUGUGCAAUGUAAAAAUAGUUAUUUAUUGUAUCAUUGGUAGCAAAAAUAGACUUUCCGCUUCUAUUCCUAGACAUCGCAUGUUCAUUUUAUUUCAUUUCACAAAUGUUGGGGAUUGCCUCCCUGGUUUCGCUCAACAACUUCACGUACAAAUUCAAAUCACAAAAAUAAAUUCACAAUGACGAUAUACAGUUUCGAUAUAUAUUUUUAGUACUUUUGCACAAGUGAAUAUAAAUGGUUUAGUGCUAACCCUGGGUUAAAAUGUAACCUGCUGUUUUAGUUUAUGUUUUUCAGCACAUCUGUUUAUUUCAAAACUUCAGAGAAGAAAACUCCUACUGGUCCAGACAACGUUUCUGAACAAAUAUUUCCAAACUGAUGAACAAGCUGCAGGAAAGUUUGCUUUGAAUUUGCUUUUGCUUUGAGCUGUCGAAUGCUACCUAUUUUCCACCGUUGCGAAUUGCAUGUAAAACUAUACUGUUCGAGUAUUGAAUUUAUUCUCAUUUAUUGAAAUCCCUUGAGUACGCAUAAACGCAUGUGUGAACAUCAAGAUUUGAUAAACUUUUACUCGCAAUUUUACAUCGAAAUUGAGUGGCUAAAACAUUUUACAACACUGGAAGCUUCCAGACUGGACUCACAAUGGCAUACGUUUCCCACUGCAACAAACAUUUGGGGGAAUUUUCGAAAAUCGGAAUAACAUUUAAAUCCCGAAGAUGGAAAAAUGCGAAUUCAAUUGCCGAUUAAUUAGAUUGCAUACAGCACGAUAACAUAUCAAAUUUGGAUUACAUUUUUUUAUACACCCUGAAGUGUGACAAAAAUUUUAAAAUUGCCGAGCACUUAUUGCUUAGCUUGGCUUAGGUCAACAUACUUAUAACAGAGUCCGCGUGAAGAACAAUUUAUUUGGUUAAGGUGGCUUGAUAUAUUAAUCCACACAAAACCUUUAUACAAGAAUCGCGAGAACAAACCGUUAUGCUAUAUGAACAAACUGGGAAUAUUAACGAAAGCACUUAUGUUGUACAUGUUUUAUUACGCAUGCAUGCCAAUUGCUGACGUCAUUAGAAAUGCCAAUUUCAGUUUGAAAAACAGUGCGCUAGCUAUAUCUCAUUAUUUCGUGCGGUGACCUAUGUUGAAAUUCCGCACACUGUGUUGUGCCGCAAAAGUCUUGCACUAUACCAAAAAUGCAAAACUUUUAUCGAAAAAAAACCCGACAUUUUUGCGUUUUUAAGAAAAUGGCAUCACAGUAUGCUUAUUAUUACAAUAUUAGUCUCUGUAAAAUUCAACCCUAAGAAGGACUCAUCCUUUGAGGGAGUUAUCCGUCUUCUUUCCAAUUUUGUGUGCAAAACUUUCCCGACAUAUCGGACAACACUUC